AUUUAUCAAGUCUACGGAAAUAAUUCAUAAGUACGUCAAUCGUAGUCUUGACCUGGCUUUCUCUGCUGGCUGAUGAUCACAUUGCAGAAAUAGAGCUUUUGCAAAACCAUGAUUAUGGCUACUACAUCUGCAUCGCCUGUAGACGUCAUGCCCAAGCUCGCUCAGCAGACGGCUUCAGUGCCAGAUCUGCAACAAACUCAACCUGAUGCAUCCUCUGCUACUCUUGCGCAGCGGACAAGGAAGGCUCGUUCCGUCCGACACGCCCGCAGGCGCAGAAGGGGAGAGGAGGAGGACAGCGAGGAUGAGAUUGUGCGAGACGCUGGGAGUGAAAGUGAAAGUGAGCGGGAAGAGUUGGUGGACAGCGAAGAAGAGAGUGAUGUGGACGAUGUCGAAGAACCCCCAACCUUGGUGCCGUCGGUGAAUGGGAAAGCCACGAUCAGCACGACUGUCGAGGUUGCUCCAUCCGAGUCCACCAUCCCCACGGCGACGAAAUGGUCGGAUAUGGUCACUUCGGAGCUUGAUGGAGGUGCCGAUGCGUCGCUGCCUAUCAUCGACUUCGCCGAGAUGGGAUCCGUCACCCCGAGCGCAAGUGCCGCCCCUGUCACGACAGCUCCUGUUCCGAAUGAAGUCGAAUCGGUAUCAGUCAAAGCCUCCGCGUCGACCAGUUCUGGCAAGACGUCGUCCAAAACCGGUCCAUCCGCGCGCCAAGCUUACCUUCAAAGACUCGAGAACGACCCCCAAUUCAUUCCACGCGUGGGCGCGUUCUGGGGCCAUGACGAUCGUCUGUUAGACAAGGGACUGCGCAGCAUGAGUCCAUGGUGGCGUGACCGACAGAUGGCUUUCCGCGCCCGAGGCGGAAUGGGUAGAGGGGGAUCUGAGGGCGGAUCUAGAGGUCGGGGUCGAGGAAGAGCAGGGGCUGCCUAUUACGGCGGCCGUGGGGAGGCGGAGGCUUCUCAUACACCUGUCCACGCACCAGCAACGGGCCCAGUGCCCGAUACCGAAGCUGUGCCCUCCGCUCUUGAAGCGUCAUUAGCAGUCCCUGUACCGGCUCCAGUUCCUCCCCCGCCACCGCCUGCCCACCCCAGUGAUCUACCCUGGGGACAUGAUGGGUAUGAAGAACUGAAGCGCACAGACGCAGAGCGUGCAGCCCGUGGUCGUGGUCGGGGCGGAUUCCGUGGUCGAGGCGCCGUGCGCGGUGCACCACCGGCUCGCGGUGGCCACGCCGUCCAUGGUGCGCCGCGCGCUGCAGUCGUAAGCACGACAAAUGCCCCCUCUUCGUUCAAGAACACCCGUGCGGAAAAGCCUUGGACCAAGGAUCUUGCUGUUCACCUUUACACAGAUCCUACCCUGCAGCCAAAGGACAACCAAGGUGCAGGUAUUCGACUAAAAUUUCCGGGGAGUCCCAAUGAAGGUGUCGUCGUACGUCUACCAGCAACCAUCUCCGAACCGGACAGGACCAGGUCACCAGCAAGUGCAAGUAGUGCGAUGAAAGGACCUAAAGUCAAGCUACCAAGCGUUCCGAAUCCACGAUCAUUGUCCGGCACCAUUUCCGUGGUCGAUAACGGUGACUUUGCUCAGACGGUAGGCAGUGGGCCACUCAGCACUCCGCCGUCCGGUAAUCUUGUGCUGGAGACUACGGCUGUUCCUGUUCCCAGUGCAACGACAGAACCUGUACCUGUGCCUGAGAUCGAUACGGUAACCAAGUUGGAGAAGCAAUUCCAGAACAUUGCCGUCCAGCAACAACAGGUUGCCCCUCAACCACAGUUCAAAGCGAUCAAUGGCUUUGAUCCGACUGCUUUGACAAAUGACAAGUCACUCGACAUACGUCCUACGCCUACCCAACAUCAAACACUGCCACCUCCGCACCUGCAAAUUUCGCCUCAGCCGUAUCCGCAAUACAGCUAUGGCGUGGCUUUACCGCCCGGUAUUGCAAUGGACGAGAAUGGUGUAUGCUUUGAGGUCGCCACUGGUCGCGUUGUGAUCCUUCAACAACCUACACCUUCCCCUAUCUACCAUCCGCGACCAACGGCACCCCUUCCUGGAUUUGUUCCGCAUCUACGACCAAUGCAGAAUCCCUCACCGGAAACAUUCACGCCUUCCCCCUUCUCCGAUGCUGUACAACCUGCUCUUCCGGAUGCCUACUUGUAUCCAGACCAGUCGGGGAUGCCAUAUUUCGCACAACGUCGGUCCUCUGGUCCUAUAUCUAUCCGCUCUCCGACGGAACCUCCAUCAACCGCCAAGCCAGCAUCGUCCGCUGGUCCUCCAUCGUCCUCUCUCCUUCGUGCUGCUGUGCAUGCUGCACCGUUCCAGCCAAACCGCUCCUUGGUCACCCCUCAGCCGAGUUCUUUCGUUCCCAGGGCUGGAUACUUCACCGGGUCGUAUGACGUCUCACCGGUACCUCUCACCGGACCAUCUGCGUUACCGGAUGAUCCCGCAAUAGUUGGCCGAGAUCUGACUUUAACGCAAUAUGCAACAUACUAUCCGCCAGAACAGAUGUAUGCCUACCCGCCAGGUGAGUAUGCUUACACCACUUACGGGUAUGAGGGUGCUGUUCCUGAAGGCUACGUGCCGCCUGCGGAUGGCCGAGGUCCAGCUGUGUACUAUUGAUCGAGGCUUUCCAGUUUCGUUUCAGCUACAUUCUCACCACUUUUUUGCGGUCCACCAUAUGCAUGUCUUGGUGUCCGAUGAAAAUCCUGCAAUACUUGUGUGUCCCAUGACAAUUGUCCUUCUGCAACUCAAGCUGUACUUCUUUUCGCUACCCUACCCUAUCCUAUCUUCCGUUCCAUCACGCCGUCUAACCCAUUCUGUUGUCGGUGUCGAAUCUGUACCAUGAUUGAUGUUUGUCCAAAAUUCGUACUUUGCACAAAUGAGAUUCUUUU
Dacryopinax primogenitus is the source of this 2879-nucleotide messenger RNA. RefSeq lists its product as uncharacterized. Lineage: Eukaryota; Fungi; Basidiomycota; Dacrymycetes; Dacrymycetales; Dacrymycetaceae. Gene Ontology annotation, cellular component: exon-exon junction complex. Gene Ontology annotation, biological process: mRNA processing. The transcript has a single exon. The coding region runs from base 109 to 2607 and encodes 832 amino acids. Gene Ontology annotation, molecular function: mRNA binding. The record is from RefSeq and is a predicted model, not a curated record.